UUCAUUCGCACAUUACUGAACAUAAAAAAAGCAAUAAGUGUGAAUCGCGCAAUCACUGAUGGCAAAAAACAAUAUUUUCUUUCAAGAGUUGAAUUGUUACAUUUGCUAUUAAGUAAUUGUAAGUAUCAUCAAUUACAGUCAGCGGACUGAUGAACAGUUAGUGUUAUUUAAUAAUUGAUAAAAUCGAUUGGCAAAGUCCGAUAAUUUGGAUUUUUAAAUUGUAUUGAUAUAAUUGAUCUUAGUUGAGAAAAUGUUCAGUGGAUUAAAGACCAAACAACAGCAUAAUAUCAAUUGCAUAAAUCAAAUACUCGGUCUAAACAUUCCGCAGAUCACUGCAGCUGUUCGUAAAGCAAUACGAAAUCAUAAUAUAUUUGACGGUGAUCGACCCACCACUGCCGACCUAUUAUACAUUGCCUUUGAAUGUCUGACCUCGUAUCUGGAAAACUUAGAUCUGCAGCGCAUCAGAGCCAAUGAACAAAGUCUUCUCGAAGAAAUCAAUCAGAUUGGGCAAAUUUUACAAAUUGUCAACGUAGGAAACCAUUUGCAGUACGUCGAUUAUCGGUUUCGCAUUUCCAGUGCAAUAUCGAGUAAGGUGUCUGACAAUAUGGUUUCGUUAACGUUAGCUGGCGUUUAUUUGGAAGCGGAGAAGGCGUUUAAGAAUAAGGAAAAACAUUUGUAUGCCAAGCGGCUCGACGUAAUAACAAGCGUGACACAAGUGACACAUAGAACACCGGAAAAUGCGUUGACCAGCAAUCAGUUAAAGUUUUGGUUCCAAAAUGUCAUUCCAUUGAUAUUCGAGGAAAACAAUGAGACCCAAAAAAGUGCGAUACGGGCUAUUGAAGCAGUACUUCCCUUCAUUCGACUGUCAUCACAUCAAGACCAUCCCGACUGGAUCGCGCUCGAGAAACGUAUCACCACUGAAUACUCAGACGCUGUAAUUGCAUUGCGGGAUAAAAGCGAUUCACUGUGGUAUAGGAUGUGGGGCAUACUCGUAAAGUUGCUGAAUAAAAAGUUGUUGAAGGGAGCGGCAGUGAUCAAUAAAUUUCUAUCGAUAUGUGAAAAUGGCUUCAAAUCGCCCAACUAUACGACACGAGCAGAAACGUUUUUGUGUUGGAAGGUUCUACUCGAAAUCUAUUCUCAGGACGCAAAAUAUUUAUCCGCAAAACGGAUCAAAUUGCUUUUGAUUCCGUUCAAACCGAUCGCGAAAACACCACAUAUUGCUCUAAACAAGUUUACCGUUUGGUGGUCGCUCAUUUGCAAAGUCGGUAACCAGAUCGAUCAAUACUACGACACGAUUUUGUCACCAUUUCUCUGGUUCUGUUUCGGUUUGACUGACAAGCCGAUCCUGACCAGAAGCGAUGACUCUGCCAUUCGACAAGAAAUAUAUCCCGAGCUGACGACCCGGUCAAUAUCAGCUUUGGUCAAUUUACUCGGUCCGGUGUUCAAUGAUGCUACAAGCUCACUUUGUAAAUCACUGCCGAUUGAACGGAUUCGAGAACCACUGGUUAUGCCCGGAUUACUGGAAAAUGUCGGACGAUUUUUGAUCAACUCUUGUGGUGAAGCAACUUUUCUCUUAAAGGAAAUCGAACUGGUAGACGCUCUGCCAGUAUGUGAAAAUUUAUGGUCGAAUAUGAUGAAUCGCAUGAAGGACAAUACCGAUCCAACGCUGUCGGAAUUGAUUCUACAGAAUUUGACCAUAUUGAUGAAUGCGUCGCAAAACGAUGAGCCAGCAAUAAAACUUGUAACGCAAGCCGCUUCAACUGUAUUGUCAUCGACAUAUUUGUUUCCAUUAAAUACCAGUAACGAUGUGGCAUACGGCAUAUUAACGCGAACAACAGACAUAUUAACAAGCAACUCCAUUCAGUUCAACGAAAUUACUCUGAAGAAAAUCAUCGACAAUCUUUUCGUGCUGUCAACGGAAACGAAACCAUUUCACUUACAAUUGCAACAAAUUUUGACUCUACUUCAAUCGCUACAGUUCGGUGUUAGAGUUGGUGCAUUUCUGUGGCAUAAAGUUGCGACACACAUUUUAGAGAAUGUGACUGCAGAUAUUGAUACACACAAAGAACUGAUUUAUACGUUUAUCGAAUGGGCCGUUACGAACGCGAAUGUCGAUCAGUUGACCAUUUUCUUGGAAACAUGGAAAAACUUGGCUCGCUUGUUGUUAAACAAUGAAGAGGAUGCUAUCUUUUGGCAACGCAUCAAUGUAAUUCUUCGGGCUCGUACCAAUGUAAACGACAAAAUAAUUUUCGAAUUCAUCGCAUCGGUUUGUCAGCUCAUCAAACCAGCAGAUCCAUUCCCCGCCAAAUUCAAGUCUCUCGUUGAAACCAUCAUUAAAUCCACACCAUCAUCACUCGCAACAAAACUGCUGCCUAUAAUCGAUGCAAUUUACAAACUUUCCGAACAAAUCACCGGCGAACAUUCAAAUGCAACGUAUCAUUCGCUCAACGAAUUGUUCACCUUGUCUGCAGCGAAAUUUGAUGUUACUUCGCACAGCCAGUUCGAUGUUUUCAACAAAUUUCAAAAGAAUUUUGAAAAGUUCUCCAAGAGCAACAAUCUGACUGCAAAGCCCUCGACGCCGAAAAGAGAUGAAUUUGUAUUUAUUCCAUCCAAAUGGCAGUUUCGACCUGAUAAUCUUACCGAACAUCAAAAGGAAAAACUUAAGGAGAAACGAGUUGAUAUACCAGCGUUGUAUAAUGACAUGAGUCAAUCGCAAGACAGUCAGAGUAUUAGCCUGAAGCCGUGGACACCAGGGAAAAAUCAACUACAAGUUGCUAAGCCUCUGAUUCAGGUUGUCGAAUCCAAAGUUGCGAAUACCAGUGAAACUACCGCAAAGCAUACGAACGGUGCUCUUGAUGAUCCGGCACCCGUAAUUCAACAAUCGCAAUCGCAGACCGACACAAUGGCAAGCACAUCAUUAGAUAGCAACAGGAGCAAUACAAUCAACCCCGACCAACAAACGCCAAGCAAACAGAAUGAAGAUGAACGGAAGCGCAGACGCGUCCAAAACGAGCUUAACAAACUCUCGAUGUCAAUUACGAACGCAGACGAAUUUAAAAAUCAGGCAAGAACACGGCGAAUGUCAGUUAAUCUAACAAAAUCCGAGCAACGAAUACGAAAGAGAGCUCUGACUAUCACGGAUAAAAUUGAACCGGCUAAACGAACAAGACGGGUAACAUCGACAUCCACUGAAUCUGAAAACGAUUCCAGUGAGGUCAUUGAAGCAUCUCAAACAACGCCUACUACUAGACGAAAUAGACAGAAAAGAGUUUCUCUAAGUAAGACACAGCUACCACCUGAUUGGAAGAGUGACAAGUCUGUGUCAGAUACGGAGAAACCGUCGAAGAAAAACGAAACAAAUGAUUCAAACCAGAAAGAAAAUGUGUUGCCAAACGUUUCUGUCGAUAGUCGAUCUAUUGGCGAAGAGACUCCAAAAGAAGCUGUAAAUGUUGUGAUUAAGCAGACAAAAAUCGACGUAAAACUUGAAGAUCAGGAAAAACCAUCUUGUGCAACACAAGAGAGUAACACAUUGGAAAAUGUGCAAGUCGAAAUUGUUAACUCAUCAACAGUAGAAGACAAGCCAGAUGAUUCAAUGUUGGUAGAGAAGUCGGAUGAAGCAGCAAUUCCCCACGAAAAUCUUCAACAAAGUCCAACUGAGAAUGCACAACUAGAAGUAACAGCGCCUGUACCUGAAGUUGUUCUCACUUCCCCCGUUAAAAAGCAUUCCGGUGACGAUCAUUCUCUCGAAUCAAGAAUGUCUGGCAUUAUAACUUCGCCAAGUUCCAGCAAGGAUUGCUCGAAGACAACAGAGCUGCUGAAUAGCACUGUUAACAUAUCACCCAUACCUCAUGCAAAAACUGCAAGACUUACGGAUGAAACAACAGAAUCGAAGAGCCACCAGGAAGCAAGCAGCACAGAAGUGGAAUGUUCUAACGAGAACAUCGACAAAGAUCAGAUAAAGCGAACCGAUUUGGAUAAUCUGAUCAAAACGCCAAUGGAUUCGCCAAUGUUACAAAAAACGUGCAACCUACCGUGUAACAGUACACCACAAUCGCAUAAAGAAACGAAACGGAAGUUUCCACAAGGACGAGGUGCCCAAUUCCUGCAAUUGAUGAACAUCCGAAAAAACGAAGAAGCUGUACAAAAGGCUAAGGCAGCAGUUAGUGUUAGUGAACCAACUGCAAUUCCUGUUCAAACCAACACUCCGAACACGAACAAUCUACCAUCAUACGAAGAGAUACUGGCGUCGAAUAAAGACCUGUUCCGGUUCACAAAAGUGCUACCAUCACCUCUAGCUAGUCCAUCCAGCAGUAUUAUGAAGCGAAAUAUCGAAGUAAUGGCUGCGGAAGAUACCGAGUCCCCAAGUCAAAAACGUAAACGUGUCUCGUUCCACGAUCCACCCGUUUCAGCAACCAAGGAAUUUCUACGCUUCGCCGAAGAAGUCAAUACAAAUCGAAUGCGCAUCAAUCGGCAUAGCAGCUCUCCGUUAAACGCCCGCAACAUCUUGACACGUAACAGUCGUGCUGACAGUCUAUGCGAAAUCAAUAAACUAGCACCUCAUGUCGACGACACCACAACGACCAAAACGGAAACUUCGGUGAAAUCAUUGAAGUUCUCUUCGGAUGAGGACGAAGAGGUGAACCCAUUACCGUUACUUACAUUUUCCAACAAGGCCGAAGUGCUACAACACGUCUUCGAUGAGUAUCCAUUGGAAGACGUUCUUGGCAAAUAUUUUGAGUCGGGAUUAACAUUGAACGACGCAUCGUCGAAAAUAUUUGCCAAUCGAUUGACAGACGUAAUGAAAAGCGACGAAUCAAAGAGAAAACUUGUGCUGGAAGACUUGUCCGAACAGUUUCCGAAAGAGUUUCUCGAUGUCGCUUUGGAGGAAAAUCAGAUAUCAACUGUAAUCGAACGGCUACCAGCAACGAAUAUGCUGAACUAUGUCACAGACCAAGCAAAGACCGACAACGAAUUGAAGCAUCUGUCGAUGGAUAAAUUUGCCGCUCUCCUGACUGAUUUAUCACCCGCACAAGGCGAACUGAACGACGAUGUGUAUCAGCUAUUGUUAAAGAUUAUAUCUCGCAAAAUGAGUGAUACGCAGUUGCUUGAUGUUUUGGGUGUACUUUUUGAGAAGAGACGAACAAAUAGCUGAAGCUAAGAAUUGUAUUUUUUUCAUUUAAUAACGUGAAGACUUUUCUAUUGAAUAAAAUUGAUGUUACAGCAA
This is a messenger RNA of Bradysia coprophila, 5224 nucleotides long. RefSeq names its product Rap1 interacting factor 1 (gene Rif1). Gene Ontology annotation, cellular component: nucleus; chromosome, telomeric repeat region. Gene Ontology annotation, biological process: telomere maintenance. The record is from RefSeq and is a predicted model, not a curated record. Lineage: Eukaryota; Metazoa; Arthropoda; Insecta; Diptera; Sciaridae.